UUCUGAUAGUGUCGGUGAACUGUCUCAGUGUGAAGCUAGCCAACUAUGUCCAGAACUUCUUCACUGCAGCCAAGCUUCUCAUCAUCCUGGUCAUCAUAGUGGCGGGCAUCGUCCUCUUGGCACAAGGAAACACUGAGAAUCUGUCCAACCCAUUUGAAGGAGCCUCAACCUCCUUUGGAUCCAUUGGCCUGGCGUUUUACAACGGGCUCUGGGCCUACGAUGGGUGGAAUCAGCUGAACUUUAUAACAGAGGAGCUGAAAAACCCAAACAGAAACCUUCCCCUGGCCAUUAUCAUUGCUAUUCCCUUGGUGACUGUGUGCUAUGUGCUGGUCAACAUUGCCUACUUCAGUGCCAUGACCCCUACAGAACUACUGCAGUCUCCCGCUGUCGCUGUGACUUUUGGUGACAGAGUGCUGUACCCCCUGUCGUGGGUAGUCCCUCUGUUUGUCAUCUUCUCCACCUUCGGGGCGGCCAAUGGGAGCUGCUUCACUGCCGGCAGGCUGACCUAUGUGGCAGGAAGAGAGGGUCACAUGGUAAAGAUCUUGUCCUAUAUCAGUCUGAAGCGUCUCACUCCUUCCCCCGCCCUCAUCUUCAAUGGUAUUCUGGCCGUAUUCUACAUUAUCCCAGCAGACAUCAACACCCUGAUCAACUUCUUCAGUUUCGCCCUGUGGGGUUUCUACGGCCUCACAGCUCUCGCUCUCAUCGUCAUGCGCUUCACCAGGAAGGAACUCAAGAGGCCCGUCAAGUGUCCCAUGCCCAUAGCAGUGCUGGUGGUGAUAGUGUCCUGCUACCUGGUCCUAGCACCUAUCAUAGACAAGCCAGAGGUGGAGUAUCUCUACUGUACCAUCUUCAUCCUCAGCGGUCUGCUGCUCUACUUCCCCUUCGUUCACCGCAAGUUCAGCUGGACACGCAGGGUCAUGAGGCCAAUCACCACGUACCUCCAGCUGCUGAUGGAGGUCGUUCCUCCUGACAACAACGAAUAGAGGAAGAUAAUAAACAGCCUGAACUGACUAAUGUGGACAAAUGUCUUCUGCGUCCCAAAUGGUACCCUAUUCCCUCUGUGUUGCACUACCCUAUAGGCCCUAGUCAAAAGUAGUGCACUACAUAGGGAAUAGGGUGCCAUUUGAGACGCAUGAUUAGAAAACACAGACUUAGAAAGCACAGACUGUCUCAUAAUGAAGGUACUGUCUCAUAAUGAAGGUACUGUCUCAUAAUGAAGGUAAUGUCUCAUAAUGAAGGUACUGUACUGUAUCAUAAUGAGACAGAGGCUCUGGUUGGCAGGUUGGCAGCAGCCGUCUACAUGAUCUGGUUCCCAAACUAACUGACUGGAUACAGGAGGUCAUUGCCUGCGUCUAAAAUCCCUCCCUAUGGCCCUAGGAAACGGGGAGCCAUUUGAGACGCUGACAAUAUGCUGCUCUUGUACGUGACUAGAGAGAACAUAAUGAUGUCAUUAUAUUUUAAACGUUUUAUUUGUCCUCGACAUUGUUUAAAAUCCCUCAUGCACUUCUAUAUUAUCUAUAUCUAUGGUUUCUAUAUUAUCUAUAU
Salvelinus namaycush (lake trout) is the source of this 1545-nucleotide messenger RNA. Its product is annotated as b(0,+)-type amino acid transporter 1-like. The record is from RefSeq and is a predicted model, not a curated record. Gene Ontology annotation, cellular component: membrane. The annotation marks the transcript as partial. The transcript has 9 exons. Gene Ontology annotation, molecular function: L-amino acid transmembrane transporter activity. NCBI's taxonomy places the organism in Eukaryota, Metazoa, Chordata, Actinopteri, Salmoniformes, Salmonidae. Gene Ontology annotation, biological process: amino acid transmembrane transport.